Nematolebias whitei (Rio pearlfish) is the source of this 1266-nucleotide messenger RNA. It is a transcript of the gene arpc2, whose product is annotated as actin related protein 2/3 complex, subunit 2. Gene Ontology annotation, cellular component: Arp2/3 protein complex; actin cytoskeleton. Gene Ontology annotation, biological process: Arp2/3 complex-mediated actin nucleation; actin filament polymerization. NCBI's taxonomy places the organism in Eukaryota, Metazoa, Chordata, Actinopteri, Cyprinodontiformes, Rivulidae. The transcript is spliced from 10 exons. The record is from RefSeq and is a predicted model, not a curated record. Bases 160 to 1059 code for a protein of 299 amino acids. Gene Ontology annotation, molecular function: structural constituent of cytoskeleton; actin filament binding.
CUGAGAGUGAACUACGCGGAAGCUACGGUCGGAAGGAGCUUCAACGGAAACCGUCUGGUCUGUCAGGGGAGGCAAAAAAUCUAAUCGACCCGAAGAGGCUAAUCCCACCGAACAGAACCGCUCUUUGCCCAAGCUGCCUCGGAACCGGCGCCCGCCGCCAUGAUCCUGUUAGAAAUCAACAACCGCAUCAUAGAGGAGACGCUGACGCUGAAGUUCGACGGCGCGUCCAACGGGACCAAACCAGAGGCCGUGGAAGUCACAUUUGCAGACUUCGAUGGCGUCUUGUACCACAUCUCCAACCCCAACGGGGACAAGACCAAAGUGAUGAUCAGCAUCUCUCUGAAGUUCUACAAGGAGCUGCAGGAGCAUGGCGCUGACGAGCUGCUGAAGAGAGUCUAUGGGAACUUCCUGGUUCCUCCGGAGGCCGGCUACAACGUGUCUCUGCUCUACGACCUGGAAGCUCUGCCGGCAUCAAGAGACGAGGCGAUCCACCAGGCCGGCAUGCUGAAGAGGAACUGCUUCGCCUCCGUGUUCGAGAAGUACUUCAAGUUCCAGGAGGAAGGCAAGGAGGGCGAGAAGAGGGCCGUGGUGCACUACAGAGACGACGAGUCCAUGUACUUGGAGGCCAAGAAGGACCGGGUCACGGUGGUCUUCAGCACGGUGUUCAAGGACGACGACGACGUCGUCAUCGGCAAAGUCUUCAUGCAGGAGUUCAAAGAGGGUCGGAGGGCCAGCCACACGGCUCCGCAGGUUCUGUUCAGCCACCGGGAGCCGCCCCUGGAGCUGAAGGACACGGACGCCGCCGUCGGCGACAACAUCGGCUACAUCACCUUCGUCCUGUUCCCUCGUCACACCAACGCCGGCGCCAGAGACAACACCAUCAACCUCAUCCACACCUUCAGGGACUACCUGCACUACCACAUCAAGUGCUCCAAGGCCUAUAUCCACACGCGCAUGAGAGCCAAGACAUCUGACUUCCUGAAGGUGCUGAACCGCGCACGGCCCGACGCCGAGAAGAAGGAGAUGAAGACCAUUUCAGGGAAGACGUUCUCCCGCUGAGGUCCAGAACCUGCGGUGGAAACGCUCGGCGCCGACCUGGACUCCACGCCGGACUGUCAGGACCCGACCCCCCAAACAAACAUUUGUUUUUGUUUAUUGACGAGGAAUAAACACGGCUCUACUUUUGGCAAAGCUCAAGAUAAAUUUACAAAAAGGGCAUUCGCUGCUUCGCAUCGUUAGAAAAUCAUUAGUCAAAUAAAUAAAUAU